CCGAACCCGCCCGAUUCUCACCCCUGCCUCAAGCACUCCCCGUCACAAAACACACUCUUUCCGCACAUUUUGAUCCCUUUCAAUUAUCAAAACCUGUUACUUCCCUCACAUUCUCCUCUUCACUCGACGAUCUUCUUACCUACUUAUCCUCUCUACAGGUCUUUGUUCAAGCGCAUCCAAGGAUAUCUCCGAAAAUCAGGAAAGGUAAAAAUAAGGGUCCUGAAAGUUCAUCCGUAAAUUUGUCUCUAGUGAUGGCGUCAUCUUCUUCUCAUUUGCGCCGUGUAGGCUGUUCACUGUUGGGUGGCCUUUUGAACAACUCUGCUGGGUUCAUGAGAGUAUCAAAUGAGAUUAUAUCCAAUGGUUUGUACACACAGCAACAAAGGACCUUUAUACAAAUGAGGACCAAGCUUAAAGUAGUUGACAAUUCAGGUGCAAAAAAAGUGAUGUGCAUACAGGCACUGAAGGGAAAGAAAGGGGCGCGAUUGGGUGACACCAUAGUUUGCUCAGUCAAGGAAGCUCAGGCUGGGGGUAAAGUGAAGAAAGGAGAAGUGCACUAUGGUGUGGUUGUUCGUGCCGCAAUGCCAAGAGGCCGAUGUGACGGGAGUGAGAUCAAGUUCGAUGAUAAUGCUGUGGUUCUUAUCAAUAAGCAUGGUGAGCCGAUAGGGACCCGAGUUUCCGGCCCGGUUCCACAUGAGCUUAGGAGGAAGAAGCACUUGAAGAUUCUAAGCCUUGCUGAGCAUAUUGCUUAACCUGAGGAGGUCAUGCGUUGUCUGCUCUUUCUGCCCACACACCCUUUUUGGCUCCAGUGUUUGUUUCAAUUUCCACAGGAUGGCUUUUUGUGUAUUUUUGGUUUUUGAAUUAAAAUGAUUCACAAUCAAACACAUUUUAUCAAUGACCGGGUUAUGCUAAACACAUUGUUUGUUGUGGUUUGAUUUGCAAGAUAACUAAGUAGAUAGUCUGUAAAAUUGCAUGAAAGGAUCAUACUACUAAUGCAUGAAAUUUUUAAAGAUGACUUUGAGUAUUGCAAAGUUGAGUCGGAUAUGGUCUGAAUCAAAAUGUGAACUACCAGUGCUGAGAAUCGGAAAAAGAACUGGAUCUACGUACAAAGGAUCUGGUUAAGGCUCUUAGCUUUUAGGGACCAGAAAUGAAAAAGCUUUAUAUAGAAGGUGGAAUUGGAAUCACAAUUGGGUAUACCUGGUCUGAUUUUGGGUACGAUUCUCAGAUUGCUACUGUUCUACUGAUCUCAUACACUACUCUCAUUAAAUCAGUGUAAGAAUCUAUUCAAUGCGGUCCUGUUUUGGAGGAGCUAAAAGCAGAUCGAAUUUGUACUAGUUCUGAUCUGAAAUUCUUUUUCUUGUUUAGUUUCCAGUCAAAUAACCUUAUGUCCAAUGAGACAAAGUACAAUGUACUCCUUGCACUUUCUUCUUUGAAUUGUAUUUAAAUAUACACGACACUUUCAAUUU
Messenger RNA from Cuscuta europaea, 1463 nucleotides. The record is from the annotation of a GenBank genome assembly. NCBI's taxonomy places the organism in Eukaryota, Viridiplantae, Streptophyta, Magnoliopsida, Solanales, Convolvulaceae.